This is a messenger RNA of Hyla sarda, 1962 nucleotides long. RefSeq names its product paired box 9 (gene PAX9). The record is from RefSeq and is a predicted model, not a curated record. Bases 122 to 1210 code for a protein of 362 amino acids. The transcript is spliced from 6 exons. Gene Ontology annotation, biological process: regulation of transcription by RNA polymerase II; anatomical structure development. Lineage: Eukaryota; Metazoa; Chordata; Amphibia; Anura; Hylidae. Gene Ontology annotation, molecular function: DNA-binding transcription factor activity, RNA polymerase II-specific; RNA polymerase II cis-regulatory region sequence-specific DNA binding.
GCCUGCACCUCUCCUGCUGUGUGCUCCUGUCAGAGCUGCCGCUGACCACUGCAGAGUCGUGCAGCCUGGAUCUAUCUAUCUGGCCUGCUUAUGUCAGGUCUGGACACACAGAACCUCAGCCAUGGAACCUGCCUUUGGAGAAGUCAACCAGCUAGGAGGGGUGUUUGUGAAUGGAAGACCCCUGCCCAAUGCCAUCAGGCUGAGGAUUGUGGAGCUGGCCCAGCUGGGCAUCAGGCCUUGUGAUAUCAGCAGACAACUGAGGGUUUCCCAUGGAUGUGUCAGCAAGAUCCUGGCCAGGUACAAUGAGACUGGAUCCAUCCUACCAGGGGCCAUUGGUGGCAGCAAACCUCGAGUGACUACCCCGACUGUGGUCAAACACAUCAGGACCUAUAAACAGAGGGACCCUGGGAUAUUUGCCUGGGAAAUCAGGGACAGGCUCUUGGCUGAUGGGGUGUGUGACAAGUACAAUGUGCCCUCAGUCAGUUCUAUCAGCAGGAUCCUCCGAAAUAAAAUUGGAAAUCUGUCCCAGCAAAGUCACUAUGACUCCCAUAAACAGCAUCACCACCCCACAGCCUCUGCUUUACAGUACAAUCACAUUUAUUCCUAUACCAACCCCAUGGCUGCAGGGGGCAAGGUGCCCACACCACCUGGCAUGGCCUCACUAGCCAGCACCAUGGGCAUGCCCAGAACAUGGCCCUCAUCACAUUCUGUCACGGACAUACUUGGGAUUAGGUCGAUCACAGAUCAAGUCAGUGACACUUCACCGUACCAUAGUCCCAAAAUUGAGGAAUGGAGCAGCCUGGGCAGGAAUGGCUUCCAGUCUACACAGCACAUGAUCAAUGGACUAGAGAAAGGCUCCAUAGACCAGGAGGUCAAGUACAGCCAGACAGCCAGUGGUUUACCAACAGUUGGUAGUUUUGUCGCAGCUUCAGGAAUGACUCCAUACCCCACUUCAGCACCAGUAUCCCCUUACAUGGCGUAUGGCACAGCAGCCCCCACUGGGUAUGUGACAAGUCAUGGAUGGCAGCACACAGGGGGUACUCCAUUGUCGCCUCAUAACUGCGACAUUACUGCAUCUCUAGCAUUCAAAGGCAUGCACACCGCCCGAGAAGCAGAAGAAACAAAAUUAAGCAUCCAUUCACGCAAAUCUCAGCAGUCUUACCACACAUCCCAACGCCAUGGGACAGUAGCUCACAUGCCAAGCGCAUAGAGAUCAAGGACUCGAUCACCACUCUGAAGGUAGCAGUAUCAUGGAAAACAUUCCAAGGUCUAUCAAGCUGAAACGUACAGAGCUGGAACAUUGCCAGAAAUCAGCCAAUCACACGGAUCGUGAACACCUGACCACUUGAGCAAAGCAACCAGCUGUCUUGCCUUCACCUGGAUAUGCGGUCAGCAUGAAAGACAUACACCUGGUGGACAUACUGUGAAAGAAUCUUCUCCGGGUUCAGUGAACCAUAUCUCUGCACCUUCUUAUGGAAUUUAAAACAUGCCACUUUCCAGCUGAACUAAAACAAUAACAUUUCGUUUCCAUAUAUUCAUCGUCUAGUUGCCUUUAUAAGACUUGUGGUUUGUAGCUUUAAAAGUUAGAAGCUCUCGCACAAAGAAAACUUAAAAAAGUCAUGAAACCUGAACUGAAUGUGAAAAGGAAAUGAAGGGACUUUGGACUCACACCUCAUGCUGUGUAGAGCUUUGCAAAUCUUCAACAGCCAAAAAUGGGGAAAAUGGGUUAUGAACCCAAUCUACACAAAGGAUUUAGUCACUCAAAGUGAUCGAGCCAGAUGAGAUCUGGAGGACUUAUUCAUUCAAUUCAAGAUUCAGCCUCUUUAGCGUAAAAUAACGUAUGUCUUGAUAUGUCAUCUAUAAGGAUAUGUACAUAUGUGGUAGACGACCCAAACCCAUGAGGAAAUGUGAAAAUGUUUUAUGUCCUUUGUACAGGUUUUAAUUAUUAUGAUCCAAUUUAAC